Messenger RNA from Hyalella azteca, 2702 nucleotides. RefSeq names its product heat shock protein 75 kDa, mitochondrial (gene Trap1). NCBI's taxonomy places the organism in Eukaryota, Metazoa, Arthropoda, Malacostraca, Amphipoda, Hyalellidae. Gene Ontology annotation, molecular function: ATP-dependent protein folding chaperone; protein kinase binding; ATP hydrolysis activity. The transcript is spliced from 15 exons. The record is from RefSeq and is a predicted model, not a curated record. Gene Ontology annotation, cellular component: mitochondrial inner membrane. The coding region runs from base 342 to 2489 and encodes 715 amino acids. Gene Ontology annotation, biological process: protein folding.
AUCACGUAACGUAAAAAUUCAUAGACUAGCGCUAUGCUUUGGUAACAUGUUUUAAAUUUCAUUCAGAUCCGUUCAGAAAGUAAAAUAUGAGAUGGUGGACUUGCGCAAAAUUUUGUUUGUACGUUUCAAUAUAAAACGCAACAACGUCAAUUACUCAAUCAUGGCUACCACUACUUCCGGUGUUCGUGCUUUAGGUCGGCUUUCCGGGCAUUUGAUGCGUGUGUUCCAGAAUCCGGAGCCCGGACUUUCAAUUCGUAUGCCGGCAGUCGCAAUUGCUGCGCUCAUUUUGUCUCGGCACUUCGUUCGUCUGUUGACGUUAGUCUGUUCACUGUUUAUUCAUUAUGAUUUCCUCGGGGAAAAGUUGUUCGCAUUUAAGAAGAUAUUCAUCCUGUUUCCGUGUUUGUGGUUUAGUUCGUCCUAUUUCAAAUGUUAAUAAUGCUACAUCAUUUCGAAGUCUAGUUUCUGCACCGCCUUCACAGAGACAGACUAAACUAGCAAAAAUAAAUAAAAUUGUAGUUACACCACGUUUUGCAGCAUGUGUGAGGCAGCAGCAAUAUUGUUACAGCACAGCUCAGGAAGAAGCCUCAGAACCCUCUUCUUCAAACUCGCCCUCAUCAUUGUCUGGAGAGCUGCAUCAGUUCCAGGCUGAGACACGAAUGCUGCUUGACAUUGUGGCUAAAUCCCUGUAUUCGGAUAAAGAAGUUUUUGUCCGAGAACUUGUCUCUAAUGCCUCUGAUGCCAUAGAAAAGGCAAGGUACGAGUCGGUGCAAGGGAAAGGAGCGGUCCUAGGAGAGAAAGACCUGCGCAUCAGCAUCAGCACUGAUAAAUAUAACAAAACCCUGACGAUCCAAGACUCUGGUAUUGGCAUGACCAAGGAGGAACUUAUAUCUAAUCUGGGCACCAUUGCCCGCUCUGGAUCCAAGGCAUUCGUGGAGCAGAUGAAAGGCGGGGCAUCGUCAGAAGAUCCGAGCAGCAUCAUUGGUCAGUUUGGUGUUGGGUUCUACUCUGCGUUCAUGGUGGCAGAGCGAGUAGACGUGCUCACCAGGACCCGAGGCCACGAUGCUGUGGGAUACAAGUGGUCCAGCGAUGGGUGCGGGUCGUACACUGUGGAGGAAUGUCCCGAGGCCGAGCCUGGCACGCAGGUCAUCUGCCACCUCAAAGUGCAGGACCGCGAGUUUAGUGACGAGGACACAAUCAAGAGAGUCUUGAAAAAGUACAGCAGCUUUGUUGGAGCUCCGAUUGAAGUUAACGGUGAACAGGUCAACACAAUUAAGCCUUUGUGGCUUCUCGAUCCCAAGGAAGUGAAGGAGGAAGACCACAACGAGUUCUACCGGUUUGUCGGCCAGUCCUACGAUAACCCUCGGUUCAUCCUGCACUACAGGACCGACGCUCCCAUCAACCUGCGAUGUGUCCUGUACUUCCCUGAGGGCAAACCUGGUUUGUUCGAGUUGACGCGCGACAGCGUGGAGGGCGGCGUGGCGCUCUACUGCAGACGCGUCCUCAUCAAAAACAAAGCCGAGAGCGUCAUGCCCAAGUGGCUUAGGUUUGUUAAAGGUGUGGUGGACAGCGAAGACAUUCCUCUGAACCUGAGCCGGGAGAUGCUGCAGGACUCCGCCGUGAUCAGGAAGGUGCGCACUGUGCUCCAGAAUCGCUGCGUGCGCUUCCUGCAAGACAAGCUCAGGAAAGAUCCCAAGUCUUACAUCGACUUCUUCAACGACUAUGGCAUAUUUCUUAAGGAAGGAAUCAUCAGCUCGUCGGAGCAGAUGGAGAAGGAAGAGAUCGCACGUCUGCUGGUGUACGAGAGCAGCAGCAGGCCCAGCGGUGAACGCAUCAGCCUCACUGAAUACAUCGCUAAGAUGCCUGAGACUCAACAAGACGUUUAUUAUCUGGCUGCACCGAGCCGAGAACUGGCUGAGCAGAGUCCUUACUUCGAGGCACUUAAAAAACGCGGCGUUGACGUGUUGUUCUGCUAUGAAAGCUACGACGAGGUCGUCCUCAUGCAACUUCGUCAGGUCAACGGCAAGAAUAUCGUCAGUGCAGAGAAAGAUAUGCGACGAGACAAGGACGAAGCCAAAUAUGACGAUGAGAAAGGCUUAGGUAAGCUGGAGACAAGCGGCCUUAUGGAUUACCUGAAGGAGACGCUGGCGGGGAAAUGCUACGGGGUGAAGACGACCUCCCGCCUCGUGGCUCAUCCAUGCGUCGUCACGGUCGAGGAGAUGGCCUCAGCACGCCACUUCGUCCGCACCCAGUUCUCUCAGAUCCCUGAACACACUCGCUUCAGCCUGCUGCAGCCCACUCUGGAAAUUAACCCCAGCCAUCCAGUGAUUGUAAAGUUGAACAAACUACGCACCAGCAACCCAGACCUGGCUGCCCUAGUCGCCAAGCAGCUGUUCAGCAACGCGCUAGUGAUCGCUGGGCUGGUCGACGACCCUCGCACCGUCGUCACCAACAUGAACGCUCUCCUCGAGAAGGCCCUCGACAAGCACUGAACUCUCCCUCAUUCCCACCAAAAUUAAAGCCAAGCUUAUAUAAAGUAAUUCUUUUAUGAGUAUCCACUGACAACCUUGGUACUUUUAGUUUUUCUUGAUCAAUUCGCGAUUCUGUUCUGUGAUAUCCGACUUAUUCUCGGUAAAAAAGUUGCAGCUCUAGCUUUUUCUAAUAUUUAUCCCUCUACCACCUGACAUGAGUAACCGGAGCAAUAU